AUGUAUAUUCCACGCCUUUCCUCCACUCUCAACGCCCCAACUCUCACCACCCGCGCGGAAUCCCCCCCUACUUCCAUCGCCAGUGAAGGAUUCUGGGAAGUGCAGUUUAAUUUCUGGGGAACCAUCCUCGCGUUCAUCGUCGCCAUCGCUAUCAUCACCGGACUUUUAACAUGGUGUUUAGUAUGUCGCGGCAAGCGGAUACAGAAGAGACUCGCCAAAGCCAAGGAAAAAGAACGUGAAGAGGAAGAGAGAGCCAAGAAUGAAAUGAUGGGAAAGGUUCUAGGAGGCAGCGCAAAUGGAGUUGCGAGAAAUGGAAGUAGAUUGGGUGUGGGAAGAAAUGGGACGGUGAGGAAGAGUGAGAUUAGCAGACCAUUCCCAGCGAGAUCAGAGAGUUCGGGGAGUGUGGAUUCGAUGGAUGAGAAGAAGGAAUUGGAGAUGGAGUAUGAGAGGCAGAGUGAGAGGGAUAAUCACUGGUCUGAGAGGGCGGCAUGGAAAGAAGAGACGGUGGGGACGGAGAGUCCGGUUCCGUCGUAUCAUUCGAGGGAGAGGAAUGGGGAUGAGGAGAAAAGCGAGUGGAGGACGGAGAGUUUGAGAGGGGGUGAUACCAUCGGAAGUGGAAAUGCAAGUUCCACGAAUGUGAAUGGAAACGCAAAUGCAUGGCAUAGGAUUGAGGUUAAUGGAACGGUGUAUAUGGGGCGAGAGAGAGGUGAUUCAGCAUAUUUGGAAAAUAAAGAGAUCAAAUUUGUGUAG
Molecule: messenger RNA, 750 nt
Organism: Botrytis fragariae
Lineage: Eukaryota; Fungi; Ascomycota; Leotiomycetes; Helotiales; Sclerotiniaceae
Exons: 1
Coding region: 1-750 (249 amino acids)
Source: RefSeq, a predicted model, not a curated record